Glarea lozoyensis ATCC 20868 is the source of this 1848-nucleotide messenger RNA. RefSeq names its product FAD/NAD(P)-binding protein. Gene Ontology annotation, molecular function: flavin adenine dinucleotide binding; oxidoreductase activity, acting on CH-OH group of donors. Gene Ontology annotation, biological process: secondary metabolite biosynthetic process. The coding region runs from base 1 to 1848 and encodes 615 amino acids. The transcript has 4 exons. Lineage: Eukaryota; Fungi; Ascomycota; Leotiomycetes; Helotiales; Helotiaceae. The record is from RefSeq and is a predicted model, not a curated record.
AUGCGCUUGUCUUUUUUAAUAAGUGUGCUUGGCUGCGGCUCUGCACUUGCGGAUUCAGCGUGUCCGCUUGUUGAUAUUGAUGAUGUGAAAGGGAAGACUUAUGAUUAUGUUAUUGUUGGUGGUGGAAUAAGCGGAUUGGUUACUGCGAAUCGUCUGUCCGAGGAUAGAGAUAAAACGGUGUUGAUCAUUGAACGUGGUUACUUUGAUGAUAAGCCCGAGGCUAUCUUACCUUAUUAUGCCAAAGGUGUUGAUGAAAGUGUGAUGAUGAGACCUAGGUCCGCUCCGGUUGCGCGAUUGAAUAAUCAGACUUUUGGUGUUGCUGUUGCUGCUGUUGUGGGUGGUGGUUCUGUCGUAAAUGGCAUGAACUACAUGCGUGGUAGCAAAGCAGACUACGACAAUUGGGAAUCCCUCGGAAACUCAGGCUGGGGCUGGCAAAACCUCUUUCCCUAUCUCCGCAAAAGCACAACAUUCUUCCCACCCUCACCCCAGACUGUCACUAAAUUCAACGUCACCUGGGAUCCUGCCGUCUUUGAUCACGGUCCCCUCAGCGUCAACAUCGACGAUUUGCUGUUCCCAGAUCUUCUCUCUGUGUGGUCGGCAUGGCGUGUCAACAGACCUGACGUCCCAAAACCGCUAGACAGUUCCGCAUCAAUCGGUCCUGGAGUUUAUUGGCAGGCCAAUACGAUUGAUCCACGUGAAGGAGUAAGAGCUACGGCGAGAAGGAAGUAUUAUGAUCCAAUUUGUGCGAGGAGGAAGAAUUUGGUUAUCGUAACAGGACAGACGGGGAGGGAGAUUCUGUUUCGCGGAUUGAGGGCCACGGGUGUAGAGAUUGUUUCGAGGGGUGAUGGCAGUGUCUACCAAGUUUUUGCUAGGAAAGAAGUAAUUCUCGCCGCUGGUGCAAUCAUGACUCCCCAACUCCUCCAAGCAAGCGGUAUAGGUCCAAAAUCAGUCCUCACAGCCGCCGGUAUCAGAGUCAAAAAAGAUAUGGCCAGCGUAGGAGCAAAUUUCCAAGACCACCCCACAGCAUACAUGUCCUUCAACCUCUCCAACCUCUCCUUUCCCAACCCUACCACCCUCGACAACAACGCAACCUACAACGCAACAGCCUGGGCGCAAUACGCACUCAACCGCACCGGUCCCAUCGCCACCGGCCGAGGUCCCGCAGCAGCCUUCCUCUCCCUCACACACAUUACCUCCGCCUCCACCGCACAAUCCAUAUCCACAUCCCUCCUCGCGCAAAACGCCGCCGACUACCUGCCCCCCAUCUACGCCGACCCCAAACUCCUCCGCGGCUUCAUAGCCCAACGUGCCAUUCUCGCCUCCCGCUUCACAUCCAACACCAUGUCCAUCGCCGGCUUCCCCAUGUCCCCCAGCGGCGCGUCCCCAGCUAUCCUCUUCAAAUCCCUCUCCCGCGGCACCGUCACGCUGAAUCUCACGCAUCCCUUCGCUCUGCCCGUCGUACAAUACAACACCUUCCAAAACCCCAUCGAUCUGAAGGUCAUGCUCGCCAUGGUACGUCACUCGCGCAAUUUCUGGAAGUUGCCUGAGCUGGCCAAGUUCAGUCCGGUAGAGGUGUCGCCUGGCGCGCAGUAUGUGAGUGAUGAGGCUUUGACGGAGGCACUCAGUAAAGGGGGAUUGGUGCCUUCGUUGGCACAUCCGAGUGGGACGUGUGCACUUAUGCCGGAGGAGCUAGGGGGGUGUGUGGAUGAGAAAUUGAGGGUUUAUGGGGUCAAGGGGUUGAGGGUUGUGGAUGCGAGUAUUAUGCCGUUGGUGCCGGGGAGUGGGUUGCAGGCUACUAUGUAUGGGAUUGGGGAGAGGGCGGGGGAGAUGAUUAGGGAGGGUGACUGA